AUGAUGUGCGAGGUGAUGCCCACCAUCAGCGAGGGGGACCCGCUGGGGCCCCCCCAGGGCUCGGAAGCGGACGCUGACUUCGAGCAGCUGAUGGUGAACAUGCUGGAUGAGAGGGACAAGCUGCUGGACACCCUGCGGGAGACGCGCGAGACGCUCGCCGUCACCCAGAGCCGGCUGCAGGAGACGCUCCGGGAGCGGGACCAGCUCCAGAGGCAGCUGAACUCGGCACUGCCGCAGGAGUUUGCGACGCUGACGCGGGAGCUCAGCACCUGCCGGGAGCAGCUCCUGGAGAGGGAGGAGGAGAUCUCGGAGCUGAAAGCCGAGCGCAACAACACCCGGCUCCUGCUGGAGCACCUGGAGUGCCUGGUGUCACGGCACGAGCGCUCCCUCAGGAUGACUGUGGUCAAGCGCCAGGCCCAGUCGCCAUCUGGGGUGUCCAGUGAGGUCGAGGUGCUCAAGGCACUCAAGUCACUCUUUGAGCAUCACAAGGCACUGGAUGAAAAGGUGAGGGAACGCCUGCGAGCAGCCUUGGAGCGAGUGGCCACCUUGGAGGAGCAGCUCGUGGAUGCCCAUCGGCAGGUGGCAGCUCUGCAGCAGGGCUCUGCCCGGGAGCCUGCGGCGGGCGAGCGCGAGGAGAGGGAGCCCAAGGAGCCGGCACCGAAGCUUCCCUGGAAGCGUCUCUCCAAUGGCUCUGUCCACUCGGAUGAUGAGGCUGGGCGGGUGGUGGAGCUGCAGGAGCUCCUGGAGAAGCAGAAUUUUGAAGUGGUCCAGGCCAAGGAGCGAAUCUCUGCCUUGGCUGCCAGCGUGGCUGAGCUGGAGGAGGAUCUGGGCACCGCCAGGAAGGAUCUGAUCAAAUCUGAGGAGAUGAGCAGCAAGUACCAGAGAGACCUCCGAGAGGCCCUGGCACAGAAGGAGGACAUGGAGGAGAGGAUCACCACGCUGGAAAAACGGUACCUGGCAGCCCAGAGAGAGGCCACCUCCAUCCACGACCUCAACGACAAACUGGAGAACGAGCUGGCCAACAAGGAGUCCCUGCACCGCCAGUGCGAGGAGAAGGCACGGCACCUGCAGGAGCUGCUGGAGCUGGCGGAGCAGAAGCUGCAGCAGACCAUGAGAAAGGCAGAGACGCUGCCCGAGGUGGAGGCGGAGCUGGCCCAGCGCAUUGCUGCCCUCACCAAGGCAGAAGAGAGGCAUGGGAGCAUUGAGGAGCACCUCCGGCAGCUGGAGGCUCAGCUGGAGGAGAAGAACCAGGAGCUGGCCAGGGCCCGGCAGAGGGAGAAGAUGAACGAGGAGCACAACAAGCGGCUCUCGGACACCGUGGAUCGGCUGCUGAGCGAGUCCAACGAGCGGCUGCAGCUGCACCUCAAGGAGAGGAUGGCAGCCUUGGAGGAGAAGAAUACAUUGUUACAAGAGCUGGAAAAUACCCAAAAGCAGAUAGAGGAACACCAGCACGACAAGCGGCGUCUGUCCGACGAGAUCGACAAGCUGAGGCUGGAGGUGGAUCAGCUCAAGACCAGGAGUGGGACGUUUGUGGAGAGUGUGCACACCAGGUCCCACAUGGGCAGUGCCACCGACCUGCGCUUCCCACUGGGAGCUGUGGUCCACGCCCCAGCCGAGCCCUUCGGAGCAGCUCCGGGGCUGCCCCGGGCACAGAAGGGACGAUUCGGUGCCCGGAGAGAGGAGCCAGCCAAGGACUGGGAGCAGGCCCAGGCAGGUGGGGUCCUGGCCACGGGGCCUCACGCCUUCGACAGCGACCCCGACAUCUCCGACAUGGAUGAGGACGACCGCGAGACGCUGUUCAGCUCCAUGGAUGUCCUCUCUCCUGGUGGGCAUUCAGAUGCUCAGACAUUGGCCAUGAUGCUUCAGGAGCAGCUGGAUGCCAUCAACGAAGAGAUCAGGAUGAUCCAGGAGGAGAAGGAGUCCACGGAGCUCCGCGCAGAGGAGCUGGAGACACGGGUCACGAGCGGCAGCAUGGAGGGCCUGAACCUCACCCAGCUGUGCAAGAGGGCCUCCAUCCCCACCUCUCUGACAGCCCUGUCCCUGGCCAGCUCAUCCCCACCGCUCAGCGGCCGCUCCACGCCCAAGCUGAGCUCCCGCAGCGCCGCGCAGGACCUGGACCGCAUGGGGAUCAUGACGUUGCCCAGCGACUUGAGGAAGCACCGGAGGAAACUGCUAUCGCCUGCAGCUCGGGAUGAGAGCCGGGAGGACAAAACCACCAUCAAGUGUGAGACGUCCCCGCCAUCGUCACCCAGAACACUGCGGCUGGAGAAGCUGGGCCACCCUGCCCUGAGCCAGGAUGAUGGCAAGAGCUCGCUGGAGGAGCAGGCCAGCAAUCCCAGCAGCAGCCAGGACUCCUUGCACAAGGGUUCCAAGAGGAAGGGGAUCAAGUCUUCCAUCGGGCGCCUGUUUGGGAAGAAAGAGAAGGGUCGCUUGAUCCAGCUGAGCAGAGAAGGGGCCACGGGGCAGGUGCUGCUGACUGACGUGGAGGGAGGCAUCCAGGACCCCCUGGGACUGGGCAAGCUGGGGGCUCAGGCCGAGAAGGACCGGCGCCUGCGGAAGAAGCAUGAACUCCUGGAAGAGGCUCGGAGGAAAGGAUUGCCCUUUGCCCACUGGGAUGGCCCCACUGUUGUGUCCUGGCUGGAGCUCUGGGUGGGGAUGCCAGCCUGGUACGUGGCUGCGUGCCGGGCCAACGUCAAGAGCGGGGCCAUCAUGUCAGCCCUGUCGGACACCGAGAUCCAGCGGGAGAUCGGCAUCAGCAACGCCCUGCACCGCCUCAAGCUGCGCCUGGCCAUCCAGGAGAUGGUGUCCCUCACCAGCCCCUCUGCACCGCCCACGUCCCGCACGUCCUCUGGAAAUGUCUGGGUCACCCAUGAGGAGAUGGAGAACAUGGCAACUUCCACCAAGACGGACACAGAGGAAGGCAGCUGGGCACAGACACUGGCCUAUGGGGACAUGAACCACGAGUGGAUUGGGAACGAGUGGCUGCCCAGCCUGGGUCUGCCCCAGUACCGCAGCUACUUCAUGGAAUGCCUGGUGGACGCGAGGAUGCUGGACCACCUGACCAAGAAGGACCUGCGGGUGCACCUGAAGAUGGUGGACAGCUUCCACCGCACCAGCCUCCAGUACGGCAUCAUGUGCCUCAAGAGGCUCAACUACGACCGCAAAGAGCUCGAGAGGAGGCGAGAGGAGACCCAGCAUGAAAUCAAAGAUGUGUUGGUGUGGACUAAUGACCAGGUCAUUCACUGGAUCCAGUCCAUCGGGCUGCGUGAGUACGGGAACAACCUGGUGGAGAGUGGCGUGCACGGGGCCCUGCUGGCCCUCGACGAGAACUUUGACCACAACAGUCUGGCCCUUGUGCUGCAGAUCCCCACCCAGAACACCCAGGCUCGACAAGUGCUAGAGAGGGAGUUCAACAACCUGCUCGCCCUGGGCACAGACCGGAGGCUGGAUGAUGGCGAUGACAAAACCUUCCGUCGGACGCCGUCCUGGCGCAAGCGCUUCCGCCCGCGGGACGUGCACAGCAUCAACCUCCUGAGCGGCUCUGCUGAGACCCUCCCCGCCGGCUUCCGUGUCACCAGCCUCGUGCCACUGCCCCCUCCAGCCGCUCCAGCCAAGAAAAUGCCCCCGGAAGUCGGUGCCUCCGGGUCCCCAAGGCUGGAGACCUCCACGGUCCGGACGUACUCGUGCUGA
Messenger RNA from Pseudopodoces humilis (Tibetan ground-tit), 3690 nucleotides. RefSeq names its product PPFI scaffold protein A4 (gene PPFIA4). The record is from RefSeq and is a predicted model, not a curated record. Gene Ontology annotation, cellular component: presynaptic active zone. Lineage: Eukaryota; Metazoa; Chordata; Aves; Passeriformes; Paridae. Gene Ontology annotation, molecular function: protein binding. Gene Ontology annotation, biological process: synapse organization.